Messenger RNA from Funneliformis geosporum, 531 nucleotides. The record is from the annotation of a GenBank genome assembly. Lineage: Eukaryota; Fungi; Glomeromycota; Glomeromycetes; Glomerales; Glomeraceae.
GCACUAGUAACCCUUACAGGCAUUCAGGUUUUCUUUGACAUUCUCAUACCAAACGGAGAGACUCCAGAUAAAUGUGAAGAAAAAGUGAGCGAAAUUCUCUCUGGCACUGUGAAGUCAUUUAAAAUGGAGCACAUUAAAGCUUUCCCUUUUCGGGGUGAUCAUACAGAAAAAAAGUCAUAUUUACGAAUUUAUACGAAUGGUACUGGAGAGAGAAAAAAAGCCAUCCAAACUAUCCAAGAAAAUAAUUUCGAAACUGCAUCAAAUGACAUGUGGUCAUUUCAUCGUAAGGAUAUAGAGACACAAUCACGAAAGCUGGGUGAAUUUGCUGAAGUCCUUGAUCUGAAUAAUAAUGUUUUUACGAUUGGCAUGACACUGCAUUGGAAAGAUGAUCCAAAAUCACUAAAGCAAAUAUGUCUUAUCGACGUUGAGACAGAACCAGAUCCACGAUGCAUCACGAUCAUAUGUGGAAACCAAGAAAAUCUACUGAAAGCGUUGCCCUCUGCUGGCGAGCAUUUGCCCCUGACAUCGUAG